AUGAAGCUCAUCUGCCUCUUGUUCCUGGUCCUGGUGGUUCUGUCUGUAGCCCAGGCAGCUCCUCAGGACUCCUCCAGGGUCUAUCCCACCGUACACUCUCAACUCCAGCCCCAGACGCAGCCUCCAGCCGAGGCCAAGUCCCGUUUCGCUAUGCUGGACGAUGUCCGUCUCCUGGCCAACGGUUUGCUCCAGCUGGGUCAGAGCCUCAGGGAGUUUGUCCACAAGACAAAGGCCCAGAUUAACGAAAUCUUCCAGAAGCUGACCAACUUCGACCGCUCCUUCUAUCAGCUCUCCGUGGUCACCUCAGAGAUCAAGGAGGAAGAGGAGGAGCUAAAGAAGACCACCACGUUCCUGAAGGCCAACAACGAGGAGAUCCGGAACUUGUCACUGGAGAUCAACACCAAGAUCAAUAGUAUUCUGCAGGAGAGGAGCCUGCUGCAGAGUCAAGUAGGGGGGUUGGAGGAGAAGCUGAAGGGACUGUCUGAGAGCAUGAUGCCGAAAGAGCAGCUCAGUGAGAUCAAGUCACUCAAGGUACGCUGCUGUCAGUCACUCAUACUAAUCAAUAAUAAGAUGUAUAAUUUAUUUUGUUUCAAUGUGAAAUGUCUUUGUUUUAGAAUAAGAUGUGUUUAUGCCGCAUGUAUUCAACAUAUUUCAGCACGUUUAAAGUUCCUUCCUACUAAAUGUUGCAUCCAACUUUCAAUUGCUGAAUUCAUUGAGAAGUUUCAGUUAUUAGCCUAAUGAAAACAUACCGUUUUAAUGAGUAAUAAUGCUUUCAACUUCAAGUUAUUGGAAAAUGUCCUUUAAUGUGAGAAUUAACAAGACAGUGUCAACUGGUCUGUUUCAGGACGUGAUUGAGGCUCAGGAGACGACCAUCACUGACCUGCUGAAAGCCGUGAGGGAGCAGCACCAUCAGCUCAACCACCAGAAAACUAAGAUCAAGACUCUGGAGGAAAAGGUACACAUCUCUGCUGCUUAGAGCUUCUCCACUUCUAUACAGUAGACCAAAGGUAAUGGCCAUUUACUGAAAACUAGAGUUAGAUUUUAUCCCUGUCCAAUCAGUGUAUAGAAAGGACACAAAAAAAUAUUUAACAAGACAACACCAUAACGAUUUGUUUGCUUGCUAUUCCAGAUCAGCAUCAAUCAUUUCCAAGACACGACUGACAAAGCAAUGGGUUCCGACUCAGAGAACCCAGACAUGUUUGAGUACCUGACAGGCAACUCCACUGGUGAGGACACAGACCUACCCGUGGACUGCAGUGAUCUUUUUAACAGAGGAGAGAGGAACAGCGGGGUGUACCCCAUCAAGCCAAAUCAGUCGGAGCCUUUCAAUGUGUACUGUGAACUGACCUCCGGUAAGACAACACUUUAUUUAAAGUCAUUAGCCUACAUUGUCUUUAAAAAGGUAACUGACUGAACAGCCAAACAAUUCAGAGAUUCCAUGUGUCAAGCUAUUUCCCUGUGCUACAUCGGCGAAAUCCCUUCAAUGGACAGUCUAAAUAAAGACCGGACUAAACAAUCUCCUCUAUAGGAAGAAUGGUCAUACAGGCUAUCAGAAGGAUAUACGUGCCAUCAUCUUUCCCUAAUCAGUCUAGAGAAAGGAACUGGACUUUGUUGUUGUUGUGAUCCUCUGCCUCUCCAUGUAUUGACCACAUCUCCCGUCUACAGGACGAGGUUCAACAGUCAUCCAGCGCAGGGAGGAGGGGUCCGUGGAUUUUGACCAGACAUGGGAGAAGUACGAGAACGGAUUUGGGGAUCUGGAAAGUGAGUUUGGUCUAUUUCUUUCUAUCAGUGAUGUAGAGACCAUUAAUACAGCUCAAUACAUUACAAGAAAAAUAUAAGUUAUGCCUUUAUGACUCAAUUCAACUCAGUUCAGAGUUAAACGUCCUGUUAUAAGAGAAAGAGAGAGAAAAAGAGACGCCUAUACCUGAUUAUCCCCGUUUCCUUAAUAAUCCUUUAUAGUUUCCGGUCUACAAAGAGCCAAUACAACCACUCCCUCCACCGCUCUUAAGUACUUCCUGAAGGAACGGCUGACAGAAAACAGUCAUUGUAGAUUAUCAGGUCCCGUUGACAGAUUGACUUCCUCUAUUGUCUGACUAGACAAAGCACCUGCAGCACUUCCCUUCCACCAGCCAGGCUUGGACCCCAGCCCAUUGACCUACACUACUACUGCAUUCCAACAGAGCCACAGGUCCUUUAGCCUAUCAAUUGUUCUAUGUCAGUUUCUGUCGCUGCUACUAGCUAAUGAUGUCAUCACACCCAUGACUACAGCCAGAGGCUAGGGGAAAAGAGUUUCGAGUGUCGGAACUUGUUUUCACACUAUUUACCACGAGUCAGGCAGUGGAGGCUGCUGAGGGGAGGACGGCUCAUAAUAAUGUCUGGAACGGAGCGAAUGGAAUGGCAUCAAACAAAUGGAAACCAUGUUUGAUGUAUUUCAAAUCAAAUCUUAUUGGUCACAUACACACGUUUAGCAGAUGUUAUUGCGGGUGUAGCGAAAUGCUUGUGUUUCUAGCUCCAACAGUGCAGUAAUAUCUAACAAUUCACAACACACACAGAACUCUAAUUUGAUACCAUUCCACUUAUCGGGCUCCAGACAUUACCAAGAGAUCGUCCUCCACAGUUAAGGUGCCACCAACCUCCUGUGGAGUCAUGGGCCGUGGCAUACAGAAACAGCUGAAGCCAAUGAAAACAAAGUACAGCAUCAGAAAGUCAGAACUUUAUUGUCCAUUAAAGCUUUAGAUCGAUUGCCAGUUGAUGACAGAAUGUUGGUGUCUGUUAUCUGUAUGUUUCCAAAGAACAGCCUCAGUGCUUGUUGACUGUCUGUUAUAGCCCUGUGAACAUUCCACAACGGUGUGUGUGUGUUUCCUGUGAGUUGUAGAGGAGAGUUCGGAGUGUCUAACAUUGUGUGUGUUAUCUGUGUUAUUGUAGGAGAGUUCUGGCUGGGCCUGAUAAAGAUCCACAGCCUGGCUGGUCAGGGUGACUCUAUCCUGCGUAUUGAGCUAGAGGACUGGAAGGAGGAGAGGAGGUCAGUAGAGUACCAGUUCACCCUGGAGGGCCCCCAGACCCACUACACCCUCCACCUCACCCACCUGUCAGGUGACCUGCCUGACGCCAUGGGCAACCACACCAGCAUGAUGUUCUCCACCAUGGACCGAGACAACUACAACCACCAGGACUCAAACUGUGCCAAAAACUACACAGGUGGGUCUACUGACUACUACACUCCAGGCACAGGUAUAUACCACACACCUGAUGCAACUCCAGGUACUGACUACACACUUGAUACAGGUACACUGUACUGUCUGGUACCAUACAGCUGUUAAAUACAUUUCCAAGCAGACAGCACAGAGAUGGGUGACUAUGGGUUCUACACUUGUUAUAGAAUUUAACCCACUCUUUUCCCCAUUCCUUGCAGGUGGCUGGUGGUUCAACGCCUGUGGUGACACCAACCUGAACGGCAGGUACAUGUGGCUGAGGUCAAAGGGUCGUUCCAUGAGGAGGAAAGGGAUCCAAUGGAAACCUCUGGGCACCUCCUACUCCCUCAAGACCACCAAGAUCUCCAUACGACCCGCCUGA
This is a messenger RNA of Coregonus sp. 'balchen', 3573 nucleotides long. The record is from the annotation of a GenBank genome assembly. NCBI's taxonomy places the organism in Eukaryota, Metazoa, Chordata, Actinopteri, Salmoniformes, Salmonidae.